AUGGAAGCAAUGAUGCGAGAAUUCAACGAGCGUGUUGAAGAACUUAAGAAUUGCAUGCUGCUUCGUGCUGAAGAGGAUAUUCUCGUAGAACUACGUGAUUCGCUGAGUGAACUAGAGACUCACGUUUCGUAUAUGACGACUUUUUUACAAGAGGAAAAGCUUGCUAUUGAACGAGCAAAGGAAAUCAAAAUAAAACUAAAAUCUCAGUAUGAAUAUUUGCAACGCAUAAGUCAAAAUCUGCCGAAACAUUUACCAGGAAACAAUAAUGAUUUCUUUGCGGAAUCAAUGCUAUCCUUAAAAUCUCAGCAGCAGCGAGCAAACAUUACCAAGAUCCAGUACAAUCUUGAGGAAUGUGAAGAUUUCUCACAAGCUCAUAAUAAUUAUAAUCACAAUCAAGAAAGAAUAUUGGCACAAUCAGCA
Molecule: messenger RNA, 420 nt
Organism: Ambispora leptoticha
Lineage: Eukaryota; Fungi; Glomeromycota; Glomeromycetes; Archaeosporales; Ambisporaceae
Source: the annotation of a GenBank genome assembly